Messenger RNA from Lasiodiplodia theobromae, 1140 nucleotides. Its product is annotated as Glucose receptor Git3. Bases 1 to 1140 code for a protein of 379 amino acids. Gene Ontology annotation, molecular function: G protein-coupled receptor activity. The transcript is spliced from 4 exons. NCBI's taxonomy places the organism in Eukaryota, Fungi, Ascomycota, Dothideomycetes, Botryosphaeriales, Botryosphaeriaceae. Gene Ontology annotation, cellular component: plasma membrane. The record is from RefSeq and is a predicted model, not a curated record. Gene Ontology annotation, biological process: adenylate cyclase-activating G protein-coupled receptor signaling pathway.
AUGAUACGCAGAGCACGAGACAUUUUGGACUAUACCACGGGCUGGGACCCGGCUAUCGCCAUACCCACUUUAGUGGGAAGUCUGUUGUCAUUCUUCGCUUCGAGCAUUGUCAUCACACUCUGGGCUGCGUUCGGUGCGGAGCGGAGGUCCUUCCGGUACGCACUCAUCCUGAACCUUACGGUAGCUGAGUUCAUUAAUUCUUUGAACAACUCGAUAUCGGGGCUAUACAUCGUCAUCAAUAAAGGAAAGGCCCACGACGGGCCGUCAUGCGAUCUAAACGGUUGGAUAGGCCAGUUUUCCGUGCAGGCGGUUGACUUCUCAAUCUUGGCCAUCGCGGUCGUUACACUCCUGACGAUUCAAUUCAAGUCGUACAUCCUGUACGCCCCGACUUACAGAAAGGUCCUGAUCUGCCUGUCCAUCUGGAUCGUCCCGCUCAUCACCAGCAGCACCGCCCUCGGCCUCAACGUCAUCCGACCCGUGUCGGGCAAUUGGUGCUGGAUCUCGGGCGAACACCGGUACCUGCGGUACGCGCUGGGCCACGGCUGGCGCAUCGCCAUCAUCAUCCUGACCUUCUGCAUCUACGUCUACGUCUUCGCGUACAUGCACCAGCGGCUACGCAUGCGCGACAAGUCGGACCAAGCGCGCACGUACUCGUUCGACUACGGCAACGGCGCCAACGGCUUCGAGAUGAACUUCUGGCUCGCCAACGGCGGGCCCGUGAAUGGUGGUACCGGUGCUAGGGGCCAGGCAGGGACGGGGAAGGGGGUGGAUGAUGGCGGCGAGGAAGGCUUGCCGCUGCCGCCGCCGAAGGCGUUUGGAGGCGCGGCGGCGAAGAGCGGGGGCCGCGACGAGGCGGAGGAGAAGCUGAUUGCGCCGCCGAGGAUGAGGAUCAGGCAGACGACGGAUAUCGACAAGGACGUGUGGCGGAUGGUGCUGCUGAACUUGUAUCCGGUCACGUACUUGAUACUGUGGCUGCCCGGGAUAGCGAAUCGGAUCGUCGAGGCGACGGGGAAUUACAGUCGCCCGUUGGGGAUCUUGCAGAGCUCGACGCAGUAUGUCGGGUUUGCGAAUGCCUGCGUGUACGGCUUUAAAGAGCAUUGGGAUGAUAUCAAGUACUGGUGGGGAAAGUUGAGGAGUUGA